This is a messenger RNA of Homarus americanus (American lobster), 2986 nucleotides long. RefSeq names its product protein Rae1-like (gene Rae1). The transcript has 9 exons. The coding region runs from base 84 to 1190 and encodes 368 amino acids. Lineage: Eukaryota; Metazoa; Arthropoda; Malacostraca; Decapoda; Nephropidae. The record is from RefSeq and is a predicted model, not a curated record. Gene Ontology annotation, cellular component: nuclear pore. Gene Ontology annotation, biological process: transcription-dependent tethering of RNA polymerase II gene DNA at nuclear periphery; RNA export from nucleus. Gene Ontology annotation, molecular function: RNA binding; ubiquitin binding.
GUUGCCACACUGGUAACAGUGUUAAGGCCGCAGGUUUGGAAAACACAACAACGUUAAUUCCCCAUAUAUUGUGACUACAAGUAAUGUUUACACCAAGUACAUUUGGGAGCAGUGGCUCCGGAUUUAGUGGGUUUGGGUUAUCGACCUCCACGCCAGCGUCUGCAAACCCGAUGAAGGAUUUUGAGGUUGUGAAUCCACCGGAUGAUUCAGUCCAAUGCAUGGCAUUCUCUCCACCAUCUAUUCCCCAAGAUUUUCUGGUUGCUGGAAGCUGGGAUAAUAAUGUACGUUGCUGGGAGGUACAGCGUGAUGGGAAGACCAUUGGCAAAGCACAGCAGACCAUGGGUGGGCCUGUGAUGGAUGUUGCUUGGCAUGAUGAUGGCAGCAAGGUGUUUAUGGCGAGUGCUGAUAAGACAGUUCAUUGUUGGGACUUGGGCAGCAACCAGAAGAUGCAAGUUGCCCAGCAUGAUGCUCCAGUAAAAACAGUACACUGGAUCAAGGCACCCUCAUAUUCCUGCAUCAUGACUGGGUCUUGGGAUAAGACUCUUAAAUUUUGGGACACAAGGAAUCCUCAGCCAAUUAUGACCAUCAAUCUACCUGAGCGGUGUUACUGUGCUGAUGUGGAGUACCCAAUGGCAGUUGUUGGAACUGCUAAUCGUCACUUAAUUGUAUAUCAACUUGAAACACAACCACAAGAAUUCAAGCAAAUUGAAUCGCCUCUUAAAUAUCAGCAUCGGUGUGUUGCAAUCUUUAAAGACAAGAAGGGUGCAGGUGCCCCAGCAGGGUUUGCUCUGGGCAGUGUUGAAGGACGAGUGGCAAUACAGUACAUUGUCACUGCAUCUCCACGAGAUAAUUUCACUUUCAAGUGCCAUCGCUCAAAUGGUACCUCUAAUGGGUUCCAAGAUAUAUAUGCAGUGAAUGAUAUCAAAUUUCACCCGGUUCAUGGUACACUGGCAACUGUAGGCUCUGAUGGCAGGUUCAGUUUUUGGGACAAAGAUGCUCGCACAAAGCUCAAGAACUCAGAAGCUAUGGAGCAGCCCAUCUCAUGUUGUGCAUUUAACCACAAUGGCCAGAUAUUUGCUUAUGCUGUAUCAUAUGACUGGUCUAAGGGCCAUGAAUAUUUCAACCCACAAAAGAAAAAUUACAUUUUCCUAAGAUCGUGCUAUGAUGAACUGAAACCUAGAAGUCGUUAACAAGAAACCAUACCAGAGCCUGAAUGACAUUUUCCAUGAUGACCAGUACUGAAAAAGGUGAACUCAAGAGAUGAAGAUAAGUGAGUAUGCAUGUACAGGCUAUCCCACUUUUGAAGGGAUUAGCAGUAUUUCUUAUAAUUUCUGUAUUAUAAUUGCUUCUUUAGUAAUCACCAAUAUUAAAUUCAAUGUUUGAUUGUGCAAAUUUUUUUGCCAUUUUUAGGAUGUUUAUUCAGUGGAACUCCAAAAACUGGCCACUCAUAAAAUAAAAGCUUAAAAAAAUUGGCUGUAUUUUUUUUUCUGAAAUAUGGCAAGUAUGUAUUACAAAAUUCAAAACACCACCUCAUAAUUACCAUACGGUCUCCUCUGUUGACCAGUGCUGUGGUUGACUGUGCUGCUUCUUAUGCACUGUUUGUAGUUCUUGAGCUUGUGGUGGUGCAUACCCAGUCUUUUUUUUUUAUUAUAAGUUUUUUGCUCCGUGAUUUCUAUUAUGGGAUCACUGCCCAGUGGUGCUAACUUUGUAAAAUGCAAGAGUAGUGUAUAUGGGGCUUGUAACCAUGAAGUAAAUGAAAAUUUUCUGCCCUUUUCUUUUGUUCAUUAAUUAUAUAUCAAAUGGAGACAAUGCAUACUUUUUUAGAAGUGAAUAAAUGUUUGUUUUUUAGCACAUUUAUUUAUGUAAUUACUAUAUUUUUACAUGUAAAUUACAUUAAAUAACACAAAACUUUUGAGUAGAUAGAGCAAACUGGGUAAAAUUACACUUUUAGUUUCUAAAACGUGGCAAAUUCCCAAACCCCAUUAUGUUGGAUUUUUGACGUUUCACUGUCAUAACUGAUAACAGUACGUAUACUGUACUGUACUGUACAUAUGGAAAUUGACUAUUUCAUCUAGUUUCACAUGAAUUUGGAUGUCUCUAAUUAUUGUUUUAAUGAAAAGCAGUAAAUCAUACAAAUUUUAAAUUCAAUAAAGUUAACCCUUUGGUUCCUGUAGGUUUUCAAGCAGUAGCCAGAAUAAAAUUCUAAAGUGCAACAAUUGAUGUGAAAGGGUUUAUGAUAUGAUAAUUUAAAUUGUCCCUUGAAACAUAAUUAGCAGUAAGUUUUCAUUCUGUAUUUAUUUAAUAUCCCAUUUUUCCUUUGAAGGUAUUAUAUUUAUUUUUAGAUUAAAGUAAUUUUUUUUUUGCUUGUGGUAAUGGUUCAAAGCCAUACACCAUAACCAUUAUUAUAUGGCACAGCAAAUACCUUUAUAAUUUUUUUUGAGUACAUCAUGCAUUUAUUUUUUCAACAAAACAUAUUGUGCUGCACUGUAUCUAAAAUAUUUCAUGCUGCAAAUAUUUUGGGAUGAAGUAAUCUAGUGAUCAUAUAGAUUAUUUUCUUUUUGUCAAGUCAAAAUUUGUAGAUGCUGAGCUUCAUGGUAUUUCAUAACUUGAAGGAAAUAAAUUAUUUGGAAUCUUGGUGAAAAAAUGUAUAACUCAUGGAAUACGAAUUGUUUUAAAUUUUUUGGGGAUAUGGCCAUGGUGUUAGAACUUCUUUUGAACCCAUUGUAGGUUUUAGUCAGUUUAUGUAAUCUCAAAUUAAAAUAUUAAAAGAAAAAAGUUGGCUGCAUACAUUCCAUUAAACAAAAUCAAGGAUCAAGUUUGUUAUGUAAUUCAAAAGUUAGGUUUGAUUCACCGAGGUGUUCAACUUUGCUUUUUUCACUGACACAACAGAGAUGGAGUGAUAAGAAAAUUUUCUUUUAAUAUCACAGCUGUAGACAAUUUUUUAUGUAAUGUUUUAUUAUGAACACAAAAUAAACAGUAUUUUGUA